This is a messenger RNA of Gongylonema pulchrum, 543 nucleotides long. The record is from the annotation of a GenBank genome assembly. Lineage: Eukaryota; Metazoa; Nematoda; Chromadorea; Rhabditida; Gongylonematidae.
AUGUUAGCAGAGAUUGAUCGGUUGCUGGCUGGGCCACCAGCAGCCGGUGUGAUUGGGAUUGUAUCGGAAGAUCUGAGUGCACCGGAUUUCCUGCUUAUGAGUAUCACCAGUUACGCGAUGAAGAGGCAAAUCAAAGUGAUCUACCUAUCUGCCACCAGAAACGAGCAUGCUGUGAGGAUAAUGGCAAAUAAAUUAAUGAUUCGUUUAUCGGACAAAAUGCGAUAUGUAUCACUGUGCCAGUGCUUGCCAGAUGGAUUCAUAUCCAGUGGCGAAUCAUUCUGCAUGCAACUCCUCCAAAAAAUCGAAGAACAAAUCGAACAAAACGACAAAGAAGUAUUUAUUUUAUUUGAUAAUUUCACCGCCUUCUGUGAUUUGAAAAUCGAAGAACAGAUCGAACAAAACGACAAAGAAGUGUUUAUUUUAUUUGACAAUUUCACCGCUUUCUGUGAUUUGGUUGGCCUUCCAUCCAUUGUACCCACAUUUAUACGACGACUUCAACAACUCGUUUUCGAUAAAAAUGCUGAACCUCUGCUGGUAAAGUGA